Gadus macrocephalus (Pacific cod) is the source of this 1748-nucleotide messenger RNA. RefSeq lists its product as uncharacterized. The record is from RefSeq and is a predicted model, not a curated record. The transcript has 4 exons. The coding region runs from base 605 to 1267 and encodes 220 amino acids. Lineage: Eukaryota; Metazoa; Chordata; Actinopteri; Gadiformes; Gadidae.
GGACUCUCGAGAAACAGGUCAGAGACAGACAGGACUGGAGUACAGAAACACGACACAGUAGACACCUGGAUGGAAGAACCACUUUGGCUCGUGUCCAAGUGUCACUGAAGAGGAGAACCUCCUCAGGAAACAACUGAUCCGGGACCACCUCUAUGGGCCAGACCGUUCCUAGCAGGUUCCACUAUAAAGUGGAACCUUAUCCAACUGAUAAGGCCUGAGUCUCCAUAUUGGGUCUAGUUUGGGUGUCUUAACUUUAUCUUGUAGUUAGUGUUUCCCGUUUUUGUGUCCUGUUUCUUAGAAUGCCAUUUGGCUCGCUAAAGGGCAGUGAAUUUGGUGACUGGACUGAGAUGAAUAAAUUAGGCUGCAGGGAGAAUAUGCCCUGAUCCGUAGGGGAUUAGGUCAGGGUGGCGCCAGCAGGAAACUCAAGACGUCCCGAUGACCUCCAUAGUAACUAACCUCCACUCGGCCGUGUGUGGGUUUGUGUGUGUGUGUGUGUGUGUGUGUAUAUGCGCAGGUGUGUCGGUAUCAUCUUCCUUCUUAAAGAAAUAAGGACAGGUGUCCUAUGGUCACCGUGGCAACCGCUUGUUGCCGAUUGUAGCCCAUAAUGACAAUUCUUCCACUUAUUCUUUGUCUGCGGGCUCGUGUGUGUGUGUGUGUGUCUGUCUGUCUGUGUGUGUGUCUGUGUGUGUGCGUCCAGGUGCUGAAGGACAUGAUGGGACCUCGUCAUCUUUCUCUGAUCCAGGAGGAGUCAGGCAGUAGAGAAAGUACGGGUGUGUUUCCUCCCCUCUCUGGCGCCCCCCAGAGGUCCCCAGCAGCCGAGCGGCCGAGAGGGCGAGAGGGGAGAAGGAGGGAGAUCAGAGAGCAGGAGGAAGAGGAAGGGGAGGGAGGAGGGAGGGAGGAGGAGGAGGAGGUCUCGGUGAAGGAGGAGGAGGAGAGCGAGAGGGGAGGCGAUCCGGCGAAGCUGGCUCUCUAUGAGGAGCACAGGAGGCUGGAGGACAGCAGGUGUCUACUGGAGGAGCUGACCCUCAUCGAGGCUGACCUCCGUCAGUCAGACCUUCUGGAUGUGGGGCGACAGAGAGAGCGAGCGUUCCUCCGCGAGACGGACAACCGCAUGCGGUGGCAGAGCCUACUCCACCUCAGCCUCAGCCAGCGGGUCACUAGACCCUGGGUAACCAGCUACUUCCGGAAGUAUCCCAUGCAUAUCUACUGUCUCCCCAUCCAAGACGUCCCCCGCAGGAGAAUCAAGAACCCGACCAGCAGGAGAUGAGGACGAAUACUACUGACCGAUGAUGUUUCGAUGAGGAACAUAAUGGUCAAACCGUAACACAGCCUGUGUCUCCAUCUAGUGGCAAUUUAGUGCAACUAAAUUAGAAACUGGUUUACAAUAAGUUCUUGCUAAUGCUAUGGUUUUAUUUGUUAUUUUUGUGGUUGGUAUAUGUUGGUUUGGGUUUUAAUCCUGUGAGUGGGAGAUGUUGACUUGUCCUGGUUUUUCCUUUUUUUACAUUAUGUAUAUUAUCUAGUCCUACUAAUCUAUAUUUGUUAUGUACUUGUGCAACGAAAUAAAUACAAACACAAUACUAUCACUUUGUCUCUUCUUCGUUGCUUCAUUUAGUCAGCAUAUCUCUCUCUCUCUCUCUCUCUCUCUCUCUCUCUCUCUCUCUCUCUCUGCCUCUCUCUCUCUCUCUCUCUCUCUCUCUCUCUCUCUCUCUCUCUCUCUCUCUCUCUCUCUCUCUCUCUCUCUCUCUCUC